Funneliformis geosporum is the source of this 317-nucleotide messenger RNA. The record is from the annotation of a GenBank genome assembly. NCBI's taxonomy places the organism in Eukaryota, Fungi, Glomeromycota, Glomeromycetes, Glomerales, Glomeraceae.
GCACUCCCUCAAAAACCUGUGGCGCUAUUAUUUAUGGUAAAAAUGUGGACAAUCAGGUCGCACUAAUGCUAAAAAUUUGGGGUGUAGUAAAACAGCUAUUCAUCAAACUGAUUCUUUCACACCAAAAAAAACAAACUGGUCACCCACCGCUCCUUAAUACAUCAUCUCAACAAGAGCUUAAAGCUUUUGUUCAAGAAAAUGGUGAAAAUCAUCGGCUUUGUGCAAAAAAACUUUUAACUGUUUGGACAUCUCAUUUAAAAAACCCCAUUUCUGCAUUUACUAUACGUCGUAUCCUUAAAAAGUUGGACUUAAUGCUC